Messenger RNA from Hirsutella rhossiliensis, 969 nucleotides. RefSeq lists its product as uncharacterized. The coding region runs from base 1 to 969 and encodes 322 amino acids. The record is from RefSeq and is a predicted model, not a curated record. The transcript has 2 exons. Lineage: Eukaryota; Fungi; Ascomycota; Sordariomycetes; Hypocreales; Ophiocordycipitaceae.
AUGGUCUUUCUGUCACUCGACAAGAGCCCGGCUGGCUCUUUCCCAUCUUCUAGCGCAUCGGACAUGGACGCUCGAGUGAGCGAGGGGGCUGUCGGUCCCCCGUGCAUCAACCCGGCCUUGCUACGGCUGUGGUACAACAUGUGUUGCUGCUGGUUCGACACGACCCAGUACGAGUGCUGGGAGCAGUCCUUUCGCCACCUCUUUAGCCCCUUCCCGGGCAUGUUUCGGCUCACACGUCUUGCGAGGGUCAAUGACUGUGUCAUGUACGGUGUCGUUGCAGUCACUCCCAGACGGGGGGACGUGGCCCUGGUCAAGUUUCCCGAGUGGGUAAACGUCAUUCAGCCCAUCGGACCUGAGGAUGAGCGCGAGUUUUUCUCGUGGGCGCAAGGUGAGGUCUUGCGAAGUCAUGUGGAGGCCUUGUCCGGCUACUCGGUCAGAGAUCUUUUAUCGCCUGGAGUUGACCGUUCCGCCUUGACAGUCCGUGCGGAAGAAGACGAUGGAUUCUCUCUCUGGUUCACCGUCGUCUUUGCAGACUUGGAUCUGCGUCGGGCGGAUCGUGUCAUUGACGAUAUCGGCCUGGCCUUUCCUCCUGACUCGUGGUAUUAUGGUUGUCGCGAGGAUCAUCUCCGCGUGCUAGAGUACGGCCGUGAGAUGGUGCACUCCUGCCUCGUGAUCCUUGUUGGCUGUGCCUCUCCCCACGGAGUGGAAGUCAUUCGCAACGGCGUGCAGAAGCUGAUCGGCCUGCAGAUGGCGCACGCAGCCACCGUCACCCCUUGCCCCCCCCAUGUGUCGGAGCACACAGGCUUGAGAUUUUCGGUGAUAGCUUCGUGGGUGCAGGCCCGCAUUGCAUUCAUCAACGCCGCCGGGAAGGGUGCUUCAGAGCAUGGACUGAAGCGAGGCGUCUUCGGCUAUGGCGGCAUCUUGGCGGUCUUGAGGUUCCAGUUCGGCUCCGCGUCCGUGCCCUGGUAA